Molecule: messenger RNA, 3081 nt
Organism: Psylliodes chrysocephalus
Lineage: Eukaryota; Metazoa; Arthropoda; Insecta; Coleoptera; Chrysomelidae
Source: the annotation of a GenBank genome assembly
UGCUGUAAAAGUGAGGUUAAAAUUUAAAUUUGAAAACGUCAAAAUAAUUCAUUAAUUUUGUUUUAAUUGAAGUUUAAAACUACAAAAAAUGGAAGAUAAUCGUUUUUCACACAUUAAAACGGAUCCAAAAUUCCGUCGCAUUUCCAAGAAAGAAAGGAAAGUAAAAAUAGACAAACGAUUUCAAUCUAUGUUUAAUGAUAAAAAGUUUAAAGUAAAGUAUACCACAGAUAAAAGAGGUAGACCUGUAAACCAUACUUCGAACGAAGAUUUAAAACGUUACUAUGAACUCAGUUCUGAGUCGAAUAGUUCAGACAGUGAGUCCGAAAAUGAAGAAUCUGAAGAUAUUGGAAAGCAUGUCAAGAAGUCUGAAGAAAUUAGAAAGCAGGUCAAGAAGUCUGAAGAAAUUGGUAAGAACAUCAAAAAGUCUGCAAAAAUUAAUGAAUUAGAAGAGAAGGACAUAUCUGAUAAAGCUUUGCCAGUAAAUGUGAAGAAAAAAUUAAAAGACUUAUCAGUUGAUUAUGCUAGAGGCGAGUCGAAAUUAUUAUCUGAAAGUUCAUCAGACGAUGAAGAGUCUGAAGAGGAAAUAUCAGAAAGUGAGGAUAUAGACCACAAAUGGGGUGAAUUGGAUGCCGAAGCUGAACAAACUGAAGAAGCAACACAUAGAUUGGCUGCUUGUAACAUGGAUUGGGAUAGAAUUAGAGCACUAGACUUAAUGGUGCUGUUUAAUUCGUUUCUACCACCUGGAGGCAUAAUCAAAUCCGUUGCUAUUUAUCCUUCAGAAUUCGGUAAACAGAGAAUAAAAGAGGAAGAAAUUAAAGGCCCUACUGAACUAGUUGACCCUAAUACUGAAGAAUUGAAAGAUGAAGAUGAUAAUGAAGAAGGUUCCAAUUAUCACAUGGAAAAACUAAGACAGUAUCAGCUGAAUAGGCUCAAAUAUUAUUACGCCAUUAUAUCGUUUGAUAAUGUCAAUUCUGCUAACAAAAUUUACACAGAAUGUGAUGGAAUGGAGUAUGAAUCAAGUGCUAUCAAAUUAGAUUUGAGGUUUGUACCAGACAGUAUGGAAUUUGAUGAUGAACCAAAAGAAAUUUGUGAUAAGUUACCGGAGGUCAACAAAUAUCAGCCAAGGUUUUUCACCAACACAGCAUUGCAGCAAGCUAAAGUAGACCUAACAUGGGAUGAAACUGAUCCCAAUCGCAUAGAGGUAACCCAAAAAUUAAGUACUGGUAAAAUAGAUGAGUUAACCAAGGAAGAUUUGCAAAACUAUUUAGCAAGCAGCAGUGAAGAGGACAGUGAAAAAGAAACGGAAGAACUAGAAGAUUUCGAAGAAGAAAGAGGAAGCAAAGAGGAUAUGAUUAAUAAAUACAAAGCAUUGUUACAAGAUAUAGAAAGUAAAGAAAAAUCGGAGAAAGAUAAAGAUGUGGAAAUGGAGAUAUCUUGGGGCAUAAACUUGAAGAAUAAGACAGAAAAAUUGGUUAAAGAUAAAAGCAAUCAAGAUAUGACGCCAUUUGAGCAGUAUUUGGAAAAAAAGAAAGAAAAACGCAAGGAAAAGAAAAAGCAAAAGAAGGAACAAGAUGAUGAUUCAGACAUGCCUUCUGACAUUGACAUCAAUGAUCCCUACUUUGCUGAAGAACUUAACAAUCCAGAAUUCAAGAAACCUAAAAAACAGACAGAUAAACUCGAAGAAGAUGAUGAUGAACAAAAACAAAAAGAAUUAGAAUUACUACUGAUGAACAAUGAUGAUGACGAGAAUAAGAAACACUUUUCUUUAAAAAAGAUACAGGAAAGCGAAUCGACAAAGAAAAAGAAAUGGAAGAAUAAGAAGAAAGAUACAGAAGAAUGGGCAGAAGAUAAUUUCAAGGUUAACAUAAAUGAUGAUAGAUUUUCUGCUUUGUUCACCAGUCAUCUUUAUAACAUUGAUCCCACUGAUCCAAAUUUCAAGAAAACAAAGGGUAUGGAGACUUUGGUCAGUGAAAAAUUGAAAAGGCGAUUGGAAAAUGGAAAUGAAAGUAUCAAAGUUAAGAAAGUUAAAACUGAUAAGAAGAGGAAUGCUGAGUUAAGUACUUUGGUUAAGUCCGUUAAGAGAAAAGCUACUGAAUAUAUGAAUAAAUAGAAAAUUGUUUUCUUUUAUCCUUUUUUCAUAUUUUCAUUCCGAACAUGGGUAAUGUUGCAGUUGAAGGGUCUGGAAAUGCUCCCUGUGCACACCAUUUCUGUUCUAGGUAGUUUUGUCAGUUGGAAUCGUUACAUAGUUGCCAGGUUAUAUUUAAUUAUUUGGAAGCAGGGAAUAAGUAGAUUGAAAUAACUAUUUUACUUUUAAUCAUCUAUUUACCAAUUUUUACAUCGAUUAAAAAUCCCAUAAAAGUAAAAAAUGUUCUAAAGAUUUUCAAGUAAUACGAUCGUUAUUUUUAAUGUCAAUAAUACCUUUCAAUAGUGAUAAUUACAAAAUUUAAAAUCUAUCAAAACUGUCUUAUAAAACAAAACAGAAUUGUUAUUUUAAAAUAUAAAUCUUUAUAUUUAUUUAUCAUACAUUUUAAUGUAUAGAGGUUACAAUUUGGUUAAAAAAUAAACUAUGAAAUAAAGCAAGCUAAAAUAAAAGUGGAGAUUUGACAACGUGGCUUGUGCAAAUUCAAAUUCUAGAUGUAAGUGCAGAGUGGUGUGAACAUGAGCAUUUCUAGACCUGUCAACUACAACAUUAUGUUAUUAGGAGGUUAAGAAGUAAAUGAAAGUUGAAAGUAUGUACUUUUAACAAAGAAAGUUUAAAAACUUACUAUAGUCUGAACAAAAGAGGAGUGCAGUAAAAGUGGGGACAUAACGUCACAUCCCAUAGGCUUACUUUGCAAAAUAAUUUUCUAUAAUAUAAAUAAGGUCGCGGCAUGUAAAAUGGUACAUACUCAUUCAAUUUUAAAUAAAAAUACGUGUGGCACUCGGGGACUGCCGCGGUAAAGCUAUUGCAUAGUUUGUUUUUAUCAACUUAUGCAAUUAUAAUUAUUUAUUUAUUUUGUUUAUGCAGAAUUUUUUUUUCUUUGAUAUUAAUUUAAGUUUUUUUUUUUUGAUAUUAUUUCAAGUUAUACUUUUUGAGCGUGA